AUGGUUACCCCUGUCGUUCAGCGCAUUUCAGAAUGCUUCGUCAAACCACCUUAUUUAAACCAAGUGUCAAACCAAAUAUGCAAUUUAACACCUUGGGAUAUUACCAUGUUAUCUAUGCACUAUAUCCAGAAGGGUCUAGUCUUCAAGAAGCCUGUAACCCUUGUUGAUCAACAUCAUUUCAUGCAAAAUUUGUUGGAAAAGCUCAAACACUCACUUUCUCUCACCCUCUCCCAUUUCUAUCCAUUAGCUGGCCACCUUGUCACCCACAAAACCCAAAACCCUCCUUCAUAUGCUAUUUUCGUUGAUUGCAACAACAGUGAUGGAGCUAGAUUCAUUUAUGCAACUCUGGAUAUGACCAUAGCUGAUAUCCUCUCCCCAGUUGACGUCCCACCCAUUGUUCACUCAUUCUUUGACCACCACAGAGCAGUCAACUAUGAUGGUCACACCAUGCCGUUGUUGUCCAUCCAAGUCACUGAACUAGUUGAUGGUGUUUUCAUCGGUUGUUCCAUGAAUCACGCUGUCGGUGACGGCACUUCGUAUUGGAAUUUCUUCAAUACAUGGUCUCAGAUCUUCCAUGCUCAACCCCAAGCCAAUGAAUAUGAGGUUCCCGUUCUACACCAACCUGUCCACAACCGCUGGUUUCCAAACGACUGCAGUCCACCAAUCAAUCUUCCUUUCAAACAUCAUCACGAGUUUAUCAGCAGAUUUGAAGCGCCCUUGCUGAGAGAGAGAUUCUUUCACUUUUCAGCAGACUCUAUAGCAAAACUAAAAGCAAGGGCAAACUCAGAGGCCAACAGUGAUACCUCAAAAGUCUCUUCAUUCCAGUCAUUAUCAGCACUUGUGUGGAGAUCCAUAACUCGUGCAUGCUCUUUACCACAUGGACAAAAAACAAUUUGCAGGUUAGCUGCAAACAAUCGAUCAAGAAUGGAACCGCCUCUGUCUCAUGAGUACUUUGGAAACUCAAUUCAAAAGCUGAGUGCAGAAACAACAGUAGGUGAAUUACUUGAAAAUGAUCUAGGAUGGGCUGCAUGGAAGUUGCACCUGUCUGUUAAAAGGCACAAUGACAAAGUGGUGUUGCAAUCACUCAAAGAGUGGUUACAAUCUCCGCUCAUCUACCAACUUGGUCAGCCCAUGAACCAGUACGUUGUGAUGAUAAGUAGCUCACCCAGGUUCAAUAUGUACGAGAAUGAGUUUGGAAUGGAAAAAGCAGUGGCAAUUAGAAGUGGCUAUGCCAACAAAUUUGAUGGGAAGGUGAUAUCAUAUCCAGGUCGUGAAGGAGGGGGCAGCAUUGAGUUGGAAGUGUGCCUUUUACCACAUAUAAUGUGCGCUCUGGAAUCAGACGGGGAGUUUAUGGAUGCAGUUUCGGUUUCCAAUCCCUUGUACUAG
Molecule: messenger RNA, 1386 nt
Organism: Sphenostylis stenocarpa
Lineage: Eukaryota; Viridiplantae; Streptophyta; Magnoliopsida; Fabales; Fabaceae
Source: the annotation of a GenBank genome assembly